This is a messenger RNA of Anopheles funestus (African malaria mosquito), 2460 nucleotides long. RefSeq names its product MOB kinase activator-like 1 (gene mats). The transcript has 3 exons. Bases 526 to 1173 code for a protein of 215 amino acids. The record is from RefSeq and is a predicted model, not a curated record. NCBI's taxonomy places the organism in Eukaryota, Metazoa, Arthropoda, Insecta, Diptera, Culicidae. Gene Ontology annotation, molecular function: protein kinase activator activity. Gene Ontology annotation, biological process: hippo signaling; positive regulation of protein phosphorylation. Gene Ontology annotation, cellular component: cytoplasm; nucleus.
CAGAACAACAAAUCCAACACAAACGCCCACACAUGCAUCUGGCUCUAGGUUUUUUAUUGUACCGAGAGUGUUGCCCACUGCCAGUGUUCCAAAGAUUCGUUUUGUUUCGUCUUUAAUUUUCACUUUCAAUUCGCUUUCAUGUUGCUCCGUUCGUAAGUUGUCCCCAUUCCAGGAGAGGCUGUAGUAUUGUUUCCGUCGGUACCAGUUUCGUAGUGCUGAUUCCGUAGCCCCCCGAAGACCUGUUACGUUUCGAUCUGUUCGGUUCGGUUUCGGUUUGGUGUGUGAUAAGUGCUGCAAAUAACCUCAGACAGGACUGUAUAUUUUUGUUUGGACAGUAAGCAACACCGGGCAAACAAUUGCCAAUAGUCAGUCAACCGAUAGGAUUGUGUACCGAUUCAAGUGGAUAGCUUGCGGGAGCAGGAUAGGAACCGACCAUCCUAUCUGCGCGGUCUCCAUCGAUUGUGCCCCUCGAUUGUUUCGUUUGGGGUAGAAAGCAAAGAAGACAAACUUACAGAACCCAGCGCGAUGAGCUUCUUGUUUCGCUCGAGCAAAACAUUCAAACCAAAGAAAAACAUUCCGGAAGGUACGCAUCAGUAUGACCUUAUGAAACAUGCGGCCGCGACGCUCGGCUCUGGCAAUCUUCGUAAUGCGGUACAGCUUCCCGAUGGAGAAGAUCUGAACGAAUGGGUUGCAGUAAACACGGUAGAUUUCUUCAAUCAAAUCAACAUGCUGUACGGUACAAUCACGGAGUUUUGCACCGAGGACACAUGUAGCAUUAUGUCGGCCGGCCCCAAAUAUGAGUACCACUGGGCGGACGGACAGACGGUAAAGAAACCGAUCAAAUGCAGUGCACCCAAGUACAUCGACUACCUGAUGACGUGGGUGCAAGACCAGCUGGAUGAUGAAACGCUCUUCCCGUCCAAGAUCGGCGUACCGUUUCCGAAGAAUUUCAUCAACAUCGCUAAAACGAUCCUGAAGCGACUGUUUCGUGUGUACGCGCACAUCUACCACCAGCACUUUUCGGAGGUGGUUCGAUUGAGCGAGGAAGCGCAUCUGAACACGUCCUUCAAGCACUUUAUCUACUUCGUGCAAGAGUUUAAUCUCAUCGAUCGUCGGGAGCUGGCACCGUUACAGGAUCUUAUUGAUAAGCUCAUUACAAAGGACGGACGAUAAGUGUAUUCGGUGCUUACCCGUGCAUACGGUACCACGACUCAUCCUGCCAGCGAUGGCCACAAGACAACUUACCUCCACACUAUCCUAUCUCAGCAUCCUCCCCUUCCCUUGAUAAUCGUUCCUCAUUUACCACUCACUAAGCUAAUUUAUUUCUUUUACCACUAUGAUGUUCUCGAAUGUGUUGUUUUUAAAUUAAAGUACGAUUUUAACGUUAAGCUUUGCACCGUUGCUUCUACCAGUGCGAUUUCGGUUUUGCUAGUACGGAGCGUAGACGGUGCAGAAAAGGGUGAGCUUAGCCGAUUCGGUGCAGUGUGCUACAGUGGCAUUUUAUAAAAAUGGCCAGGCAACUGUAUCUACCGGAUCGAAACGGAUCGGAUAGUUUGCAUCCGUUUGCAUUUUGUAUAUAUCGUUGAUAAAUACCUCCUGUGUUUUGUUUUGUUUAUUUUUUUGUGCUUUUCGGUUCUCUCUUUCUCUCAGUUGUUUGCACACCAGUUCGGAAGCAGUUCAAUGCAACUACAGUUGGGAGCAAAUUAUGUAUGUUUCUUUAAGGAAGCUACAAUUAGAGACCAGUAUACGCCCAUUCGAUCAAAUCACGUGUGUAUGCGAAUGACGAAAUUGAAAGUUAAUUUAACGAACGACAGCUUCGGGGAGAACCGAGAUGGAAGUGGAUAAGUGUAUGAAAACCCUUCCCCACUAAAAUGCAAUCUAAACCUACCGGAAUGAAUGGCAAACCAGGAUCUGGUUUGUACGACUGUACGAGUGAAGCACACAGACACAAACCUUCCCUUCAGUCCGUUUGUAAUGUGUGGCUAAUUUUGUGGAAAUAUUGUAACCCCGGAACAAAGAACGACGAAAUAACCGAUUACGAUCGGUAUGGUAAAGGGAAGCAUCGGAAUGUGAACGAUAAAACGAUGGAUAAAUAUGCUAAAAGCAGCGCCAACAAUUGACUGAUAACAAAUGGUGGAAACAAAAGGCACACAGGGCAGCAAUGGAACGAUAGGCUUACAAACAAAACCCAAUUUGAUGAUAAUAAGAGUAAUAAUAUACAAUCGUACCCAGCAAAACAAUACCGGGGGGCCCGCAAAGCACGGUGCGUGAGUCGAAAAAACCUUUCCUGCCAGGAAGGUGCCGCAAGUGUAAAGAUAGCUUAAUGGAGCAUUUUUAGAUUUCAAAAUUAAGCUUUUUAGCGGUGCCGAAAGCAAAUGCCGGGGUUGGACUGGGUUAGCUGAACAUUGCAGCAUGAUGUGAACGCAUUAUUAAAGUACGAUAACUGUAGAUUUCUUUUAA